Ostrea edulis (European flat oyster) is the source of this 918-nucleotide messenger RNA. RefSeq lists its product as uncharacterized. The record is from RefSeq and is a predicted model, not a curated record. The coding region runs from base 1 to 918 and encodes 305 amino acids. Gene Ontology annotation, molecular function: nucleic acid binding. The transcript has a single exon. NCBI's taxonomy places the organism in Eukaryota, Metazoa, Mollusca, Bivalvia, Ostreida, Ostreidae.
AUGGACUGUCAUCCUAUAGCCCUAGACGUCUUGCUGCAAACACAAAAAAUACUCAGGGAGAGAGGUAAAAUCAGAUUCCAUAAGUUUGCCUCCAAUAGUCAGAUCGUCGUGGAUGCUUUGUCACCUGGGGACAGGGCUGGAGAUCUUAGUGACGUACAAUUAGAUAUAAAUACUAUACCAUCACAGAGUAGUCUGGGCUUGAAGUGGAACAUAUCGUCAGAUACUUUUACCUUCUCUACGGAUCUCAAAGAUGUACCAGAAACAAAACGAGGCGUUUUAUCUUAUUUGCAUAGUCUGUAUGAUCCAAUAGGUUUUCUAUCACCAGUCAUUCUAUCAGGAAGAUUCAUUUUCCGUGACAUAACACAGUUGGAACUCGGAUGGGACGAGCUGCUACCCAAGGACAUCAUCUUGCGCUGGCGGUCAUGGCAAAGUUCUCUCCAUCACUUGUCUGAAGUAGAAAUACCUCGACGUUAUGUUCCAACAUCCAUUAAAAAUACAGAAAGGAUUGAGCUCCAUACCUUUGCAGAUGCUUCUGAAAAGGCCAUAUCAGCUGUCACAUACAUCAAAAUUACAAGAAAUGGAAAAAAUCAUGUAGGAUUCAUUACAGGGAAAUCGAAAUUAGCAUCUCACCAUGGACAUACAAUUCCAAGGCUAGAACUUUGUGCAGCACUUCUUGCUACAGAAAUUACUACCUUUGUUGAACGUCAGUUUGAUACACAGAUUGAUGAUAUUCGAUUCUAUACUGACAGCCGAGUUGUUUUGGGGUACCUACAUAACAAGACUAGGCGAUUUCACACAUACGUCUCUAACAGGGUUCAUCGCAUACUCAACAAUUCAUCUCCUGAACAGUGGACUUUUGUCGCAUCAGACCAGAAUCCAACUGAUAUUGGAACGCGCUCUAUGCCAGUGAACGAAUGA